AUGCACCCGACCGCACCUCUCAUCACCAAUGUCGCCCGGGAAAAGAGCAUACAAGUAGUCCACAACACCACAAACAGUUCGUCUCAAGGGAGGGUUCCUGCCACGUCUGCUACCCAGUACGCCUCUGCCAUCAAACGCGUUGGACAUCCACGGCGAGAGCCUGGACCUGACCGGAUCUACGAGGCACCACCAACCUCAGCCGGGAAGCUGGGACUCACGGCGGCUGCCAUCCACCAUCGCUCAUUUCCAGCCGCGCAUUCCACGAGGGGGUCCCCUGUCCACAGCCGCCGCCUCCCCAAUCUUGCCAGGCCACCACAUCGAGAUUUGAGGUUUGCAACCAAGAACCCUACCAUAUCCGCGUCAGUCUCUGCGGAGGCGCCACUACAACCUGCAGCAUAA
Colletotrichum abscissum is the source of this 399-nucleotide messenger RNA. RefSeq lists its product as uncharacterized. Bases 1 to 399 code for a protein of 132 amino acids. Lineage: Eukaryota; Fungi; Ascomycota; Sordariomycetes; Glomerellales; Glomerellaceae. The record is from RefSeq and is a predicted model, not a curated record. The transcript has a single exon.